Molecule: messenger RNA, 945 nt
Organism: Symbiodinium pilosum
Lineage: Eukaryota; Dinophyceae; Suessiales; Symbiodiniaceae
Source: the annotation of a GenBank genome assembly
AUGUUCCGCAGUGUCCUCCGUGGUCAAAGCCUGCGUGCAGGUGUAGCGGCAAGUGCUGCCGCCGGUGCUGGUGCUGCAGGGCUGGCACUGUGGGCACCUGAAAGGAAGCACGUGGUGCCGACGGUUCGUUGCGAGACCGACCCGGGCACUAUCGGUGCUGCUGUGCUCGGAGGAUUGGCUGCCGGUGCUGCUGGGGGCUACUUCCUUGGCAAACAGCAUGGUGAGGCUGCCUCCGACAGGUACGAGAAAUACUGGCCUCGCAAGAUCAUGAUGUUGUUCGGUGCCCCUGGUGCUGGCAAGGGCACACAGGGACCAAAGAUCGUGGAAACCUUGAAUGUUCCGCAGCUCAGCACUGGUGACAUGCUCCGUGAGGCCGUGGCUGCAGGAACAGAAGUCGGGAAAAAAGCCAAAGAGAUCAUGAGUUCUGGAGGCUUAGUCUCCGAUGAGAUUGUGAUUGGCAUCAUUGCAGACAGGAUCAAAGAGCCGGACUGCAAAGCCGGCUUCAUUCUUGAUGGCUUCCCUAGGACGCUUGCUCAGGCAAAGGCGCUGGACGCCAUGCUGGCCAAGAGUGGGGAGAAUGUGUCGCUCAUUUUGGAGUUCGCUGUAGAUCCGAAGAUGCUAGAAGAGCGCAUCUGCGGACGAUGGAUGCACAAGGCCAGUGGUCGAUCCUACCAUGUGCGCUCCUGCCCGCCAAAGUCAAUGAACCUGGGUCCUAAUGGCAAGCCCUUGCCGGAGUCCAUGAAGGAUGACAUUACCGGAGAACCCUUGUACCAGCGAUCAGAUGACACAGCCGAAGCUCUGAAGACCCGCCUGGAUGCUUACAAGAACCAGACCCUGCCAAUUUUGGAGCACUACAAGGACAAGGGCAUCGUCAAACAAGUUGACGGAGGUCGGGGAAUCACUGAAGUUUGGGCUGAGGUUAGCUCAAAGCUAGCGUCCAAGUAG